AUGGUGACAUCCACGGAGAACGUGGCGCGGCGAAGAUACGCGCCCAAGAGCAAAGGAGGCUGCCAGACGUGCAGAUCUCGACACGUGCGGUGCGAUCAGCGCAGGCCUCGCUGUUCCGCCUGUAAGAAGAGCGGGCGUCAGUGCAGAUAUGCAACUGCGUCUUCGCAAGAAUCCCGCGACGAGCCGGCAAUAAGAGUCGUGCUGUGGGAGCCGGCACAGCCCAAGCUCACCGGUCAACGGCUGGCGCACACUCCCGGCCAGUCGCCCAAAGAAUACCGCGCCCUGAGGUACUUCCGAGACGUCGUGGCCGAGAGAUUGGCGGGCUACUUUGAUGCGAGUUUCUGGACGAGGCUGACGUUCCGGGUUGCUCAGACGGGCGUGGGCUCUUUGCGACGGGCGAUGAUUGCGCUGGCUUCGCAUUGGGAGAAUGUCGUGGUGCCUGGUAUGCACAAAAGGAGCACGGCGGACUGGGAAUGCGACCAGUUCGCCUUGCAGCAGUACACGCUUGCCGUCGCCGAGAUGCGGAGGUGCAUGGAGCACGAGGCGUCCAAGCCCUCCACGGUGGAGCUUUUGAUCAGCAAUCUGCUCUUCAUCUGUCUCGAGAUGUUUCAAAACCACUACGAGUCGGCGCUGCGCCAGCUCUCGAGUGGGCUUUACCUCUUUUGCGAGUGGCACGUCAAGCAUGGCGGGGAUGCACGGGCGCGAGAAACAGACAGCAGCCAUGAGACAGGCGACGAACUGGAAGUCCAACUCGGCCAUAUCUUCAAGAGGCUGAUGACGCAGUCUUUGUUGUUCCCCGUGCGCCGCAUGGACAGGAGGCUUUUGGUGCCCGAGUUGACACCGAAGCUGCCCAGCAAGGUUCCAGACACGUUCGAUACGCCCGACCAAGCAAGAGACUCUUUUAACGAUGGCAUGGGCUCAAUCAUCCACGGCGUGAAGAGCCGACACGCACCGAGCCCAGACCGAUGUGCAGACGCCAGCAACUUCCUCCAACAAUGGUCCGCAGCCUUUGCAGAAUUUCGCGCCAGAAGUGAUCGAAACCUCUCCGAGUUGGAGCGUCGCAACUGCGUUCUUCUGGAAAUGCAACGGCUGGCCGUCCAUGUCUGGGCGCUGGCGCCGUCCUUUGCCUCGGAGAUGCAGUUUGACGCUUGGCUGCCAGACUUCUCCAGGCUCGUGGAUAUGGGCUCGUAUCUGGUCGAAACGAAGCGUUUGACUGUGCCGGAGGGGCGUAUCCUCCAUUAUCCCAAAUUCGACACGGGAAUGAUCCUCCCCUUGUAUCUUGUGGCCAGCCGCUGUCGGCACCCGAAGCUCAGACGCCGGGCAGUCGACGUGCUCCACAAUGGCCCGAGACAGGAAGGCAUCUGGAACAGUGCUAUUCUAGCAAGCAUAGCCGAACGCAUCAUUGAAAUCGAGGAAAAGGGUUUGUCCAAAGUCAAUGACUGUAGCGAUGUCCCCGCAUCUGCUAGGAUCACGCUGGAAGACGCUGCCAUCUCCACGGCCGACCGAACAGUGGCCCUCAUUUUCACGCGUCAGAGUAUCGGAACAUGCCGAGAGGCUGAGAAGCUUCAUGAACUGAUCUCGUACACAUGCUGA
Molecule: messenger RNA, 1593 nt
Organism: Fonsecaea multimorphosa CBS 102226
Lineage: Eukaryota; Fungi; Ascomycota; Eurotiomycetes; Chaetothyriales; Herpotrichiellaceae
Exons: 1
Coding region: 1-1593 (530 amino acids)
Biological process (GO): regulation of DNA-templated transcription
Molecular function (GO): zinc ion binding; DNA-binding transcription factor activity, RNA polymerase II-specific
Source: RefSeq, a predicted model, not a curated record